Molecule: messenger RNA, 279 nt
Organism: Brugia malayi
Lineage: Eukaryota; Metazoa; Nematoda; Chromadorea; Rhabditida; Onchocercidae
Exons: 3
Coding region: 1-279 (92 amino acids)
Cellular component (GO): mitochondrion
Source: RefSeq, a predicted model, not a curated record
AUGUUGAAAGGUAUUUGGUCAGUUGGCGUACGCGUGCGUUCACGCACGUUAAUUAUAAGUAACUUGAUAAGAACAUUGUAUUCUACUGGGAUAGAACAUGCGAAGACGAUGAAAGAGAUUGGAAUGAAGAAGAAAGUAAAUUCGGAAGAGUACAAAUGUUCCGAUUACUUUAACUUCCAAAAAUAUUCUUAUUGUGAUAUAGAGGCAGAAGUGAUACCAAAGCGAAUGCCGCAGCCAUCAAAUAAGAAUCCUGACGAAGAGAGAAAAGUCAAACCAUAG